This is a messenger RNA of Aspergillus tanneri, 1581 nucleotides long. RefSeq names its product cytochrome P450. Bases 1 to 1581 code for a protein of 526 amino acids. The transcript has 5 exons. The record is from RefSeq and is a predicted model, not a curated record. Gene Ontology annotation, molecular function: monooxygenase activity; oxidoreductase activity, acting on paired donors, with incorporation or reduction of molecular oxygen; iron ion binding. Lineage: Eukaryota; Fungi; Ascomycota; Eurotiomycetes; Eurotiales; Aspergillaceae.
AUGUCCGUCAGAACAGUUGGCAAUCUAAAGAAGCUCGCAGAGACAGCCAGCUUUAGCCGUGAGUUUUGGCAGGCCGUUAUAUUCAUUUUGAUCCUGUCCUAUAUAUCAUACACUAUUAUUUACAGUCUCUAUUUUUCUCCCCUGGCACCAUUUCCUGGUCCCAAGCUAUGGGCUGUGUCGAGCAUUCCCUAUCAAAUUAGCAUUCUACGAGGCCGCAGUCAUCGGAAGGUACUGGCUCUUCAUGAUUAUUAUGGGUCUGUUGUACGGGUCGGCCCGGACGAAUUAUCCUUCAACAACGCCCAGGCAUUCCGUGAUAUUUAUGGAUUCCGGCCUGGGCGGCCACAGUUACCUAAAGACCCCAAGUUGUAUGCCUCAAAAAUGAACGGCGUCCGUGACAGCAUUGGGGGAUAUCUCGAUAACGAAGCGCAUACCAGACAGAGACGAUUGCUCUCCCAUGCCUUUUCUGAGCGAUGUCUCCGGGAACAGGAAGAGGCGAUUGUGCAAUACGUUGAUCUCCUCAUUCGCCGACUACGAGACAGGACAAAGCUGGAUCCCAAGCAUGAAGCCACGGAGGAUCUGAAAAAUUGGUUUACCUUUGUCACGUUCGAUAUCACCGGGGAUCUGAUGUUCGCCGAAACAUUUGACUGUCUUCGAGAUGGUAAACUGCAUCCGUGGAUUGCCCUCAUCUUUGCUACCAUGAAGGGGAUCACAUUUCUUUCCGUCAUUAACCAUUUCUCGCUGAUCCGGGUACUACAGAAGUGGGCACUGCCGGAAUCCCUGAGGGAGAAAAUGAUGCAGCAUUUCAAUGAUACUACUCAAAAGGCCGAUCGUCGACUACAGAAAGGAGCGACACGACCGGACUUAAUGUCUGCGAUUUUGAAAAAUGGACUGGGUGACUCCCAAGGGAAAUUUGUUGAAAAUCAACCGAUCAUGAGCAGACGAGAAAUCCAUGCAAAUUCUGUCUUCAUUACCGUGGCAGGAAGCGAAACCUCCGCUUCGAUACUGUCUGGAUGCGUGUACUAUCUCUGCAAAUAUCCCGAUGCCAUGGAGAGAAUAUGCAAGGAAGUCCGCGCCGCAUUUUCGAGAGACGACGAGAUCACAUCGGCGAAAUGUGGUCGUCUUCCGUAUCUCAAUGCUGUCAUUGAAGAGUCACUUCGACUGUACCCGCCGCUGGUCACGAGUCUGCCACGACUGAUUCCCAAGGGCGGAGAUAUUGUGGAUGGCUACUUGCUUCCCGAAGAUACAACCGUGUCCACGCACCACUAUGCUUCCUACCAUGCUGCUGCAAACUUUGUGUUUCCGGAGCAGUUUGCCCCAGAGAGAUGGCUCAAUGACUCUCGAUUCAGCUCAGACAAGCUCGAAGUGCUGCACCCCUUCAGCUUAGGUCCAAGAAACUGCUUGGGCAAAAACCUGGCAUAUUUAGAAAUACGCUUGAUUUUGUCGAAGAUGUUGUAUAACUUUGACAUGGAGCUUAGUCCGGACUGUGAGAACUGGAUUGACCAACAUGUUUACACAAUUUGGGACAAGCCGGCACUGAUGGUUCGGCUGAGAGACAGGCUACAUGAUCUGAAUUUAGCCUGA